AUGGUUACUCUCAUUGCUGUCGAUGAAUUCUUCUUCGGCGCCAAUAGGAUCAUCAUUAACACCAUUCCCAUUGAGAGAGUCGGCACGCAAGGUCAAUCGAUAGCUCACACCGAAAAUGAAGACCUGGAAUCGCUAGAAUCCGCUCCGUUGGACUUUGAACGAGUGACUAAUAAGACACUGGGGUUUGAAAAAGUCAUUGCUAUCGGGCUGCCGGAGCGGUCAGAUAAGCGAGAUGCUUUGGAGCUCAUGGCAUCACUAACUGGCUUUGAUAUCGAAUGGGUUGAUGGCGUAAGGCCCUCCAGCAUCCCAAACAAAGCUAUACCAUAUGGAAUCGAUCCUUCUGCAAUACGAGACAACUUUCUCGGAAGUUGGAGGGGCCACAUGAAUGCAAUUCGGCGAGUUGUCGAGCAGGAGGUUGGGUCAGCUCUUAUCAUCGAGGAUGAUAUGGAUUGGGAUAUCAAUCUCAAGUCUCAGCUCCGCAACAUUGCGCACGGAGCCCGCCAGCUCCUGCACCAAUCCUCGGCGCUGCCUCAUUCUCCCUAUGGAGAUGACUGGGAUAUCUUAUGGCUAGGCCAUUGUGGUGAACCCUUUCCGGAGACUCUAGAGGAGAAUACUGGAUUGCCAUCGAAGAGCGUAGAACAAAUGUCAGUCAAGUACUUCAUCCACGACGAUGAUACCGUUCCACCGUACAGAAAAGUGUCGCAACUUGUGGACUGGUCACAAUACCAGCCCCGUACGAGGAUCGUUCACUUGUCCGCGGCGCCUAUUUGCACCUUUUCUUACGCCAUCUCUCAAAGAGGAGCGAGAAAAAUCCUCUACGCCUUGAGCGUGGAUGGCCUGCACAUGGCAUUCGACAAUUCACUAGCACAGCUUUGCAGAGAUGCCAUGUAUGGGCUGGGUAGGAAUCAAAGCGGCGGACUCGACGUGAAGUGCAUUAGUGUUAAUCCCACAAUCAUGUUCCAUCAUAAGGCAAAGGGAUUGGUAGCUUCCGGCAGUGAUAUUCAGAAUGUUGGGAGCGAUGGUAGUAUUCGUGAAAAGGGAGAGACAGAGUCUAUCCGAUGGAGCAUGAGGCUGAAUCUGCAGAAUAUACUGACUGGCAAACAGUUGGAAGCGCAGUUCUGA
Messenger RNA from Trichoderma virens Gv29-8, 1122 nucleotides. Its product is annotated as glycosyltransferase family 25 protein. NCBI's taxonomy places the organism in Eukaryota, Fungi, Ascomycota, Sordariomycetes, Hypocreales, Hypocreaceae. The transcript has 2 exons. The coding region runs from base 1 to 1122 and encodes 373 amino acids. The record is from RefSeq and is a predicted model, not a curated record.